This is a messenger RNA of Mycena indigotica, 1980 nucleotides long. RefSeq lists its product as uncharacterized. NCBI's taxonomy places the organism in Eukaryota, Fungi, Basidiomycota, Agaricomycetes, Agaricales, Mycenaceae. The record is from RefSeq and is a predicted model, not a curated record. The coding region runs from base 1 to 1980 and encodes 659 amino acids. The transcript has 7 exons.
AUGUUCGUACCCGACCUCUUGCAUGAAGUCGAAUUGGGGGUUGCCAAAGCCAUUGUCAUCCAUAUUAUUCGAAUGUUACACGCCUUCAAGAACAUCGAUGAAUUUGACCAACGAUUCCGGGAGGUUCCCACCUUCGGGCGUAGUACCAUCCAUUCUUUCUGCAAGAACAUGUCCGAGUUGAAGUACGCUGCCACCAGAAACUACGAAGACAUCAUACAGUGUAUUCUCCCGGUUCUCGAAGGAUUAUUUCCUAAACAUCAAGUACUGAUCGACAAACUUGCUUUCGAAUUAGCAAUCUGGCACAGAUAUGCCAAGCUCCGGAUGCAUACUACGUCUACUAUCCAACUCUUUCACCUGGCGACCAAAGAUCUUUGCACUACCAUCCGUCGUUUUGCUCGAGAAACUGUGAAUGUCAAAACCUACGAGCUUCCCAGAGAAACAAGGCGACGAAUGAACCGACCAUCCAAGGCCCCUCCACCAAACUUAUCCGUUCCAGCCCCGCCCGGCGUCGGACAAUCUACCGAUACCUUCUGCCUCAUCGCAGUCUGCUACCCAGGCUGUGGCAACACCUCCGACCUCAAAGAAGAAGAAGACGCCCGCUCAGAAGCUGGAAAAGCCAUUCAACUUUCACAUACAAGCUUCACUCAAUCCCCAAUUACCCCGAUGCUAUUGCAGAUUGCGAAGCAUGAACAACGUCAACGAUUAAUGAGGGCCAUGUGGGAACGAAGGAGGCGGUACAAGGAAGCAGAGAAAGGACAUGUCAAUCCAUCCUCGGCCUCGAAUAUUUCCACUUACGCCAACUCCACGAUUUCGCACAAGCCAAUCAAAAACCGACGUGAACGCUUGUGCACUGUGCUCUGUCCCAAAGCUACCUAUAGUCAUUAUACAUACGUGCCUCCCGAACAACAUCAUUACAUCUCGGAUUCCAUCCGAACAUCGAUUCGUCUCUCAGACCUUGUCGACACGGACUUGCACUCAGACACUAACACGGAUGGUGGAGAUGGUCCAAUGGCUAUUGACCCACCCGAUCCUGUAAUCCCUGACCCUGCACUACAUAAUUUUACACGCAAGUUAAAGUCUCACCUACGACAAAGGCUCCUAGGUUCGGAGUACGAUGGUGACGACACAUGUUUCACUGAUGAAGAGCUCAUAAAUGUGGUACUCGAGAAGGACGCCCUUUAUAGUCACGCCACUCUGCGAGUAAACUUCACCACUUACGAUCUCCGAAGAGACCAAGACGUCAUCAACCCCCAGUCCCGGAAAUUCUGUAUCGUUGCGGGUCAAGACCCACAGGACCGCCAUGAACUCUGGUACGGCGAAGUCCUUGGGAUUUUCCAUACCCGUGUGCUUCUGGCCGACCAGCCGAACAAAGCUCGGCGUAUGGAGUUCCUUUGGAUGCGGUGGCUGCAGCGCGAUGUGACCUACCGAUGUGGUCUGAAGGCUAAGCGCCUGCCUCGCGUACACUAUAUGCCUCAUGAUGUCCCGGAUACAUUUGGCUUCUUGGACCCCAGCGAUAUUAUUCACGGCUGCCAUCUUAUCCCAGCAUUCGCUCACGGCCACACUACACAAUAUCUUCCUAAAUCUAUGGCUCGACAGGCAUCUGAACAAGACAAAGACUGGAAAUAUUUUUACGUCAAUAUGGUCGUCAAUCGAGAUAUGAUGAUGUGGUAUCACGACCGCGUCAUUGGUCACCGCAAAACUCGAGCUCCAACAAGGAAUCCCACAACAGAACAGGAGCAGAUAACUGAAGAAGUUGUUGAUGAUGUGGUGGCUGAUAUGGCAGAGGAGGUCAAUGUGGCGGCUGUUGUAGCGGAAGAAGAUGAUGAAGAAGAAGAAGGAGAGCCAGAUGACUGGGUUGCAGAGGGUGCUGAUUUUGAUACGGAUAACGAGCAUGAAGAAGAUGAGGGUGGCAAAGACGAAGACGAAGAUUCACUCAGCCAUGCUACCAUUGUAAGCAGAUUAGGUUAUGAUUCAGAAUAA